AUGGCAGGAAAACAAAUCCGAGUUCACCACGCGGAGGGCAGCGCAAGAGGGACAAUUGAAGUACAAACUUCCCAAUGCACACCGCAGAAAUUCACCUUAAAGGCGGUCUACAGCUCUGCAGGCGAGGCUGAUAUCGAGAAUAGUACUGUCGUGAUCUCGUCCACAGAAGUUGCCUCACUUUCGGGUACGGACUCUGUUUCUGGGGAUGACACCAGCCCACCCAGUACAUCAGGAGAAGUCAAUAAUAAUUCUGCUCCGAGUCCGGCCACCACGAAUGACAACCCAGGUCCCAGGAGCAUACAGGAACCGCCAAAGGAAGCCCUGGCUCUAAAGGUGCUUCAGAUCAUUGAAACGUAUGGCGUCAACUUCGAACGCAAUGGCGGUUGGUCGUGGGAGGGCCUGUCCGCAUUCAUGCCCAUAGUGACGAAGCAGAUCAAAAACAACGAGCCUGUUCAACUUCUGCUCCCCGGCUUCCCAUUCAAGGCACCGAACUCGAAAGACAAGGUGCUGGGCGUGUUGCCAGACUUGGGCGAGGAACUUGCUCUAUCACAUUUGGACUCGAUUUGCAAGAACAUCGAGGAGGUAUAUGAACACGGUGCGGAGCUUUAUAUCUGUUCCGACGGUCUCGUGUAUAAUGAUCUCCUCGGCGUCUCCGAUGAAGAAGUCUGGGAUUACGGAGAGGGCGUCCGACGAAUCGCUGAAGAAAGGGAGUUGCGACACAUCAAGUUCAUUCGCCUCUGGGAUCUCCUCGAUCACCCUGGUCCCUGGACCAAGGACUUCUAUCUUACGCACGCUUCCUGCAUCCGUAGGGAGAUGGUAUAUCGAUACCGGGAUCCGGAGUUUGAAGCCGACAUGGCGAGUAAGUCGGACGACGACAUCCGCCUCACACAUAGCGGAUACCUCAAAGGAGUUGCAAAAGAUCUCGCCUACAGCCCAAUAUUGGAGGGCCUCUCUCCUGAGGAGAAAGAUCUCAAGGUGCAGUCCAUAGCGAAGAGCAUGAUGGCCCGAUGGAGGGCUUAUGCCAAUGCCCUUGAGGCAAACCGCAAGGAAUAUGUCCGCUUGUCCAUUCAUGACUCGGCUGGGAAGAAUAGCAAACUGUCACUGUCUCUUCUUCCGCAGGAGAGAGGAAAGAUGGGGUACACUCCGUGGCACUCUGUCAUUGCCAUUGAGCUUGACGGUAGCUAUCGCACGGUUCAUGCCAGCGAAGUGCGUGAUACUCACGAUCUCGUCUACGUCAAUGGCCGUCCAUCGCACUUCCGUGCUAAGUCGGACAUCUUCGACUGGAAAGCCGAUGGUCUGGAUGUUACAUUCCGACACCAAUACCCAACUGGCAUUUACAUCCGGCCCGCCAACGUUUCAGCAGAGAAGCCGGCGCCUUCAAUCCGCGACCUGCCUAUGAAGAAGGUCCGCAAGCUUUCGCAGACAUUCUCUCCCAUUGUGCUGCGCGGAUUCCGUGAGACAACCGACGAGCAGCUUUUCCUUGCGAAAGGCCACGAGCUGGGAGAAGUUCUCACCUGGACCUUUGGCCAGAUUCUGAAAGUCAAAGACUCUGGUGAGACCGACAAGGACGCCAAUAACGUGACGUCCAACGAGGCGAUGCCGAUGCAUUUUGACGGCAUCUUCAAGUUCAUUGACCACACUGACCCCGUCACCGGGGAGGUCAAAAAGGUGCUUACGCCUCCGCGGUACCAGUAUUUCACUUGCAUUUCCACGGCGCCCAAGAAUACUGGGUUCACACUGUUCGCAAACUCCAGGCUCUUUUUCCGGCACCUGCCAGCGCCUUGGUCACUGGAGAGACUGUCCAAGGCGACUUGGGACAUGGUGAAUGAUGGAUUCUGGUCCGCAAAGCAGAUCGGCCUGCCUCUUGUCGUCAAACACAAGGAGACUGGCGCUUCAUGCUUGCGCUUCCAUGAACCUUGGACGAACACCAAGUUCUCGAAAUAUUAUAUCACGAUUGAGAACGACGAUCAGUCAUUGAUCGACGUUAUCAAACAAGUUGUUUAUGAUCACCGUGUAUGCCUGCGGUUUGAGUGGGAGGAAGGCGAUCUCCUGAUCAAUGACAAUGUCUCGAUGCUGCAUACGAGGACAGCAUUCACGGGUGAUUGUGACAGAGAGAUGUGGCGCAUUCACUUUGACUAGAAAAUCUCGUAUCCGGUAUUCGUAAUCGUAUUAGGAAUUGCGUGUUCUAUAGAUUGUAUCAGCAGAUUUAGUCUGGCAAAAUAUCAUCAUCAAUUACCAAUAACGUCAAGCUCC
Messenger RNA from Westerdykella ornata, 2253 nucleotides. RefSeq names its product putative pyoverdine/dityrosine biosynthesis protein. Lineage: Eukaryota; Fungi; Ascomycota; Dothideomycetes; Pleosporales; Sporormiaceae. Gene Ontology annotation, molecular function: oxidoreductase activity. The coding region runs from base 1 to 2139 and encodes 712 amino acids. The transcript is spliced from 3 exons. The record is from RefSeq and is a predicted model, not a curated record.